GCGCGCGGGGCAGCGCGCGGCGGGCCAUGGAGCGCGGGGCCGUGAGGGACAUGGCGGCCAGGCUGGGGCUGCGCGGCACCGCCCUGCUCGGGAAAGCCGAGGAGUAUCUGCGGCUGUCCCAGGUGAAGUGCACGGGGUUAAUGGCUCAAAUGACGGCGACGAGCAGCGCUGUGAUGUGCCUGGACCUGGCGGCGAGUUUCAUGAAACAACCGAUUGACAGAAGCUACUGUGUUAAACUCUCCGGGUUGAACAAGAACACCUACCAGAACUCUAUGAAGUCCUUGGAGUGUUUGCUGGAGGUGAACCCCAGGCUGGGAAUGCGAGACUUGGCUGUGCAAUUUUGCUGCACAGAGGCAGUGAACAUGGCUGCAGAAAUACUUCAGAGGUAUGAAUCCAGCCUUUCUGAAGCACAGAGGAUGGACCUUGAUUUCUCAAAACCACUCUUUUUAACAGCUUCACUAUUCACUGCAUGCAGGUGUUUGAAGCUAAAAGUGGACAAAACUAAAAUGGUGGCUACAUCUGGAGUGAAAAGAGCAAUAUUUGACCGGCUGUGCAAUCAGCUGGAGAAGAUAAGCCAGCACCUCGGGAGCUUUCACUCUGACUUUCCCACUGAGAGUAACCCUUCUUCACCCUAUCUUCAUGCUUCAUAUCCUCAAGUUUUGUGGAACAUGCUGCCUGAAACUAAACCAAAAGCUGCUGCUCUCUCCCAGAAGAAGAUGUUCCACUGGCUGCAGAGACACCUGAAAGCCUGCAGACCUGCCUGGAGCACUGUGAGCAGGAAGAUGGAUCUGAAGAUGAUGAGGAGAAGCCACAUAAACGGCCAAAGACUGAAACAAAGCAGGACUAUGAAGAAUGGAAAAAGAAAAUCCUGGAAAAUGCUGCUAAGGCACGAGAGACAAAUAGUACUGCCUCUGUAAUGCCACCCAGUAAUGCAACUGCUGCUUGCUCUUAAUCUUAACUCUCCCUAUGCUCUAACAGUAGUUCCAGUAGCAUGAGUGAUGGCUGCCUGGUAGCCAGCUACCUUAUUUAGCUUUUAAGUAUUGAAGACUUAUUUUUAAUAAAAUGACACUAGGAUUGAGGUGAUUUUACAGGAGGCCUGUCUUUGACUACUCACGUGGCUGGUACCUGAGCAGCUUUGGCAUUAAGGGGGUAAAAUAGCUUCAUUCUCUUGCUGCAAGAAGCAGGGAACAUUCUAAUGCUACAUUCUAAUGCUACUUUAAGUGUAAAUAAGUUAUAAGUUACAGGCCCUUGAGCCCCUGGCUGGAAGCAGUAAGUGAAAUAAGAGGGAGGGGACUAAUGGUGCCUUGUUAAACUGCAAAGCUAGCAGAGAAGUUAAGAUUUUUUUUUUUUUAAAUUGCUUUUAUUUUUUUACUGUUGAAGAAAUACUGUUUAGUAACUGAAUUUGACUUAUUUUCAUGUGUAUGGGAAUGAAGUCUCUUGUGCUUUUAUAAAGGGGUCCCAAAUAUUGCAAGAAACAAUAAAAGUACUGGAAGG
Lepidothrix coronata (blue-crowned manakin) is the source of this 1494-nucleotide messenger RNA. It is a transcript of the gene ORC6, whose product is annotated as origin recognition complex subunit 6. Gene Ontology annotation, cellular component: nuclear origin of replication recognition complex. NCBI's taxonomy places the organism in Eukaryota, Metazoa, Chordata, Aves, Passeriformes, Pipridae. The transcript has 8 exons. Bases 27 to 917 code for a protein of 296 amino acids. Gene Ontology annotation, biological process: DNA replication; DNA replication initiation. Gene Ontology annotation, molecular function: DNA binding. The record is from RefSeq and is a predicted model, not a curated record.